CUUCCAAUAGAAUCAUUCUAAUAAACAAAUGACAUUUGUCAUUAAGCAUUAAAACCUGAUCAAUUUCAGCCAGUUCCCCGUGUAGUUAUUACAAAUCACAAAGUCCCAGAAAGGACAAACCUUUUACCCAGAAAAAAUCGCCACUCAACACGUCUUUCUCACACAACCUUCAUCUUUUAUUCUCUUCUUUAAUGCAGUUUUGUUUCUUUUUCUAAAAACCCAUUUCCCCUGUUGUUGGGUUCAGUUCAGUUUAAGUAAUUAUAUUUGAUUUUCAGGUCUAGAGGAAAAGAGGGAUGAGAAAGUUGGGGUUUUGGGUUUGCUUUUGGUUUCUCUUAAAUGGGUCGUCAUGCUUGGGAAAGUUUAAUGUAGAGAAGAACAGUUUAAGGAUAACCGCACCAAACUCUUUGAAAGAUACGUAUGAAUGCGCAAUUGGGAAUUUUGGAAUCCCUCAAUAUGGAGGAAGUAUGAUGGGUACUGUAGUUUACCCCUCGUCUAACCAGAAUUCAUGCAAGAACUUCGACGAUUUUAGUAUCUCAUUCAAAUCACAGCCUGGUAGCCAGCCAAUCUUCAUACUCGUCGAUCGAGGAGACUGUUUUUUCACUUUGAAGGCAUGGAAUGCACAAAACGCUGGAGCAGCAGCUAUUCUUGUUGCAGACGAUAUAUCAGAACCGUUAAUCACUAUGGAUAUCCCCGAAGAAGAAGGUGAUUCUAGAAGCGAUUAUUUUCAGAACAUAACGAUUCCGUCUGCUCUUAUCAACCAAUCAUUGGGUAAUAGCAUCAAGAAAGUGUUGUCUUCGAACAAUGAGAGGGUUAUCAUAAGUCUUGAUUGGAAGGAGGCUCUUCCCCAUCCAGACGAUCGAGUUGAGUAUGAAUUCUGGACUAACAGUAACGAUGAAUGUGGACCCAAAUGUCUGAAUCAGAUUAACUUUGUCAAGAAUUUCAAAGGAACUGCUCAGAUUCUUGAACAGAAGGGAUAUACUCAGUUUACGCCUCGUUACAUAACUUGGAUUUGCCCUGAGGAGUUUCUUUUGACCAAUCAAUGCAAGUCUCAGUGUAUCAACCAUGGAAGGUAUUGCGCACCUGAUCCAGAACAGGAUUUUACAAAAGGGUAUGAGGGGAAGGAUGUUGUUCUUCAGAAUCUAAGACAAGCUUGUUUCUUUAAGAUUUCUAAUGAAACUGGGAAACCUUGGCUUUGGUGGGACUAUGUUACUGAUUUUUCUAUUCGAUGUUCCAUGAAAGAACAGAAGUAUACUACCGAUUGCGCGAAUGAAGUCAUCAAAUCGCUUUCUAUGGAUGUGAAGGAAAUAGAGAAAUGCAUAGGGAAUCCUGAUGCAGAUGAAGAAAACCAGGUUCUUAAGGCUGAACAAGAGGCACAGAUUGGAAAAGGGUCUCGUGGGGAUGUUACGAUAUUGCCAACACUUGUUAUAAACAACGGACAGUAUAGAGGUAAACUUGACAAGAGUGCAGUUCUGAAAGCUAUCUGCGCUAGCUUUCAGGAAAGAACAGAGCCUGCUCUUUGUUUAAGCGAAGAUAUUGAAACAAAUGAAUGCUUGCAAAACAAUGGCGGUUGCUGGCAGGAUAAGGCAGCUAACAUCACUGCAUGCCGGGAUACAUUUCGAGGAAGAGUGUGUGAAUGCCCUAUUGUGCAGGGUGUAAUGUUUGUGGGUGAUGGAUAUACUCAUUGUGAAGCUUCGGGAGCAUUACAGUGUGCGGUUAAUAAUGGGGGUUGUUGGAGGGAAACUCAGGAAGACAAGACGUAUUCUGCUUGUCUUGACAACAAUUCAAAAGGAUGCACAUGUCCAUUAGGAUUCAAGGGUGAUGGAGUCCACACAUGCCAAGACAUUGACGAAUGCAAGGAGAAGACAGCUUGUACAUGUUCAGGGUGUAAAUGCAAGAACACUUGGGGUAGUUAUGAAUGCAGCUGUAGUGGCAAUAAUCUAUUUUACCUGCGAGAACUCGAUACAUGCAUAGGUAAUAAAGAUAGACCUGUUUGCUUUUUUUUUUGCUUUUUUUUCAUCUUUGACACUUCAACUUUUGUUGCAGGCAAGGAUGUUAAGACGGAGAGCUGGAGUACGAUUUGGGUUGUUAUUCUUGGAUUGGCUGCUAUUGGAAUUGGUGGAUAUGCAAUUUACAAAUACAGGAUUCGGAGCUUCAUGGAUUCAGAGAUUCGCGUAAUUAUGGCACAGUACAUGCCAUUGGAUAGUCAAGUUGAGGAACAUCUUCUUUCUAGAGGAGGUGUUUGAGAAACACAGAUUCGGGUCAGUCACGAUUUCAUCGAAAUUUCAUUUUUCUUCCACUUGUUUAAACUUGAUAGUGUAUUAUAUUAAUGUAAUUGGUCUGUUGCUUACAUAUUUAGAUCAAAAUAUGGGUUGUAAGGACAGAAUAGUCUUCUGUGAUAACGUUGGAAUCAUGUUAGCAUUUUACAUUAAAAAAGAUUGAGUUUUUGAUC
Molecule: messenger RNA, 2449 nt
Organism: Impatiens glandulifera
Lineage: Eukaryota; Viridiplantae; Streptophyta; Magnoliopsida; Ericales; Balsaminaceae
Product: vacuolar-sorting receptor 1-like
Exons: 10
Coding region: 294-2243 (649 amino acids)
Molecular function (GO): calcium ion binding
Source: RefSeq, a predicted model, not a curated record